AUCUAAAUAGGUUGAAAAGCCCAUAAUAUCACUUUUUGCUUCAUAUCUUUGCCGCUUUGCAAACUAAUAGUUUCAAAUACUAACUCUGAACUCUCUGUGAUGGAUACGAACGACCCUUUGGAUUUCGAGGUAGAAGACGACCUUCUGAAAUGCCCUCCAAUUAACAAUAAAAGGAAGAAAAUUAUUGGGUUGGAUGAUCUUCUUAAAGAUCAUUACAUAGAACAGGACAAGCUUUUAGAGAAGAGGAAUAAGCAGAAAAAGAAGGCUAAGACUAAGGCAAAGAAGAUUGAAAGUUCCUAUGAUGAUGAAGAUAGCAAGGAAGCUAGGUUGACUAGGAUUGUUGAGAAAUGUCACAAUCAGUUGACAGCUUUUGGUGAAGAACAAGAAAUUCCACCCUGGGGAGUAAAAGUUUUUGGAGAUAAGAAAGCCUUUCCCCCUCUGGACUCUCCUGAUCUUGGAAGUUGUAACCUUUUACAGUCCUUUUUGAACAACAAGCUAAAUUCCAUGGUGGAAUUGACUGCGGACAAAGGAGACAUUUUUCUUGAAGGGUUACUAGUCAAUGGUUGGCUUUCAAAAUUAGCUUAUCUGUGUGGUCAUGUAGAAAAAACAGUAGCCAUUUGGGCCUUCAACACAAUGUUAUAUUCAUCAAAAGAAGAGCUCCGUAACUCUUCCAGUGACUUUUGGUGUGCAAUUCUUUCUUCUGAAAAGGAGGUUGAUCAAGCACCGGUCAAGGUUGAUUGGUUUCCUGAAUAUAUGGAUAUAAGAAGAGCUCUUGACAUUUAUGGGUUUCUCUUUAAAUUUUCAUCUAGUGCCAAGCCUAAUAAUUUAGAUUCUGACAUUGAAGGACCACCUCAAAACAUUAGAGCUUGGAUCAGAUGUGUCACUGCUUGUUGUCUGAUAAGGAGUAAAAAGGCUAUCUUCUCCACUGUAGAAGCUGAAGAGAUAGUUGAAAUUAUUAUUUGUCUAUUCCUAGAUCGCCAAUUUCAGGGUUUGUUGGUGCUUUUGAAUGACUGCAUGGAAGCGAUUGUCAAUUACUUUACAGACCAGGAAUGGUGCUCAAGUUGUGAGAACAUAGCAAAAUUCAUUGCUUGCAGAGUCUCAAAGGAUUUGAAUUGCAUUCAGACUAUUGAAUGUAUUUCAGAAGCUAGCUCUCGUUGCAAACAACUUAGGAGUGCUGUUGCUUAUCAAACACUGCUUUCUUGUUUUGAUGGAGUCAACAGUGGAGAAGAGAUCCUCAGAUCACUAACACAAAUUAAUUUCAAAGACAAAAAUUGUGAUUUCUACAAUAUGUAUAUUCACUUAGUUUUGACAGAGAAUUGGGUUUUGUCCAACUCAUUAAUUGAAGACAAUCCAGUAAUCUAUGAGAUGUUCUCUCUUUAUCUUCAACACUGUUCUACCUUGAUUUCAGCCACAAACCUACGAUCAUAUGCAUCAAAGGUUCGUCAUAGGGCCUCAUAUCUUCUGCACUUCUCCAUCUACAAAUAGUUUCAGUGGAGAUCUUUGUUAUGACAGAGCAGAGAAUGAGAUCAUCAGCUGCUUAGUUUCACUCUUGGGUAGCCUGAAUGGCCAAAUUUUGAAGGGUGAAGGAUUAAGGAAUGCCAUGUUACUUCCGCACCUAUCAUAUUUUGACUAUACAUCAGAUUCUUCAGACUCCCAGAAUGCACUCAUCUCCUUAAGGAGACCUUUUGAUGCCAUUCUAAUGGCAAAGAUGUGGUGAGGGUUGUUUUUGCUUCUUGCUGCUGCUGCUUCUGGCUGGCAUGAAUCCAAGAUUUGUUGCUCAUCCUAGGUAUAUAUUGUUAGGUGCUAACAUGUAAUAACCUUUAUCAUUGAAAAAUUACAUGUAACGGCAUGUGUUUGUGGCCCUUAUGUUAAAUUCCAAGAGUAUCUUAUUAAAUUCCCAAUUACCUUAUCUUCUGUAGUUUUUUUAUGUGCCUGUUUUUUAUGUCAAGUCAAUGUUCCUCGUAGCAAAGGUGUGGAAACUGCAAACUACAGACACAAGUAACUCUGAUAAGUGAUGCAGGAUCCUUGAUCAGAGUCUCCAAAACAAACAAAUUUUGAUUAUGCCGUA
Molecule: messenger RNA, 2068 nt
Organism: Glycine soja
Lineage: Eukaryota; Viridiplantae; Streptophyta; Magnoliopsida; Fabales; Fabaceae
Exons: 13
Coding region: 100-1485 (461 amino acids)
Source: RefSeq, a predicted model, not a curated record